AUGCGACAUCAGCUCCUGUUCAGAUAUUCAGAAUUCGUCAGUGAAGGUUGUAAAUUCAGCAGAGAAGCAGAACUUGGAGUCCAGAUGGAGUCCAGCUUGUGGCUCGGCAGCAAGCGCCACCGAGCAACCCUCACCGGCUGGAACUUCAAGUGGACCCGUGUAGAUAGGAAGAACCGCGACAGCAAAACAAUUUCAGUGUCGGUGUCGGAUGUAGUCGGCGUGGAGGAGGGGAGAGUCAGCGUCCUGCCUCGCAAGACUGUUGAGGACUCUGACAAAGACUUCACCGUGUUCUACGUAAAGCGUGUCCGAAGUGGCAGCUCCCGCGGGUUGCUAUGGCGACUGGGUCAGACUCAGUUUAGCUGUCCUAGUCGAGUCCUGAGAGACCAGUGGACCAAACACCUAAGAGCUGCUCUCAAAACUCAUUGCCCUUUGCGUCCAAAUAAAUUAUUGGUAUUUAUUAAUCCAUUUGGAGGGAAGAAGAAAGGAAAGCACAUUUAUGACUCCCUGGCUGCUCCUCUCUUUGCGCUGGCUGGUAUCAGCUGUCAUGUUAUCGUAACGGAGCGGGCCAAUCAAGCAAGAGAUCACCUCCUCAAGAAAGACCUUACAGGCUAUGACGGCGUGGUGUGCGUCGGUGGUGACGGCAUGUUCAGUGAGGUACUUCAUGGUGUGAUCGGUCGCACGCAACAAGAAGCGGGCCUGUGUGAGAACGAUCCAUCUGUUGAGUUACAAGCGUGUCCACUUCACAUAGGCAUCAUCCCGGCAGGCUCCACAGAUUGCAUCUGCUACGCCACUGUGGGAGUGACCGACCCCGUCACGUCAGCUUUGCACAUCAUCAUCGGAGACUCCCAGCCUCUGGAUGUGUGUUCGGUGCAUCACGCUAACACUUUGGCACGCUACUCCGUCUCUCUGCUGGGAUACGGGUUCUACGGGGACGUGUUGUUGCAGAGUGAGAAAAAACGCUGGAUGGGACCGCUCAGAUACGACUACGCUGGUACAUUGGUGUAUCUGAGCAACAGAAGCUAUGCGGGCAUCGUUCACUUCCUACCGGCAGACCCGCUUAUUUCCAGUCCGAGGGAUAAGACACAAUGCCUCUCUGGAUGCGGUGUGUGUUCCAGCAGCACUGAGAGGCUUUUCAUCCAGUCUUCACAAAGUUCACUUUGCAGCUCGCACCACAGCCACAUUAGCAGUGAACCCGAGGGUGACUGGGUGAAGGUAGAGGGCAGGUUCCGCUGUGUGUCUCUCACUUCUAUGUCAUGCUCGUGUCCCAAAAGUCCUCUGGGCCUCUCGCCGUCCGCUCACCUGGCCGACGGGACUGGCGACCUCAUCCUGGUGUGGGACUCGAACCCGCUAGGUUUCCUCAAGUACCUCUACAGACACACCAGCUCGCAAGACCAGUUUGAUCUUCCCUUUGUGGAGGUCCACCGUGUGAAGGCAAUUCGCUUUUCGGUCUCCUCCAUCGAAGAGGAUGGCGCGUACAAGGUGGUGCGAGAACCCAGUCCGUCAGAUGAGGAAGAAAAGGAGGAAAAUGAAUAUCAUGUGGAGGAAUUAAGCAGGAAUGGAUCUCUGCAGCGCCUGAGGAGCAAAUGCUCGCCAGAUUCAAGAGUCACGUGUGGCAUGUGCUGUGGCAGAGCACCAACGACGUCAGUGUGGAACUGUGAUGGCGAGAUUCUGCCCUUCACCGACAUCCAGUGCAGGAUCCACGGGCAGCUGGUGCGACUUUACGCCAGAGGCAUUGAAGACACAGCGGCCGUUCAAUUAGAAAAUGGCCAUCUGUAA
Molecule: messenger RNA, 1776 nt
Organism: Nerophis lumbriciformis (worm pipefish)
Lineage: Eukaryota; Metazoa; Chordata; Actinopteri; Syngnathiformes; Syngnathidae
Source: RefSeq, a predicted model, not a curated record